AUGUCAACAAGAGGAAGAGGAAGCAAGGGAAGAGGAGGGGGCCGAGGAAAGGGUGUCUCCACAAGAUCUAAGGCCACAACAACUCUUGAUGUAGGAAUGCCAUCAGUCCAACCAGCAGCCCCAGCUACACCAACUGUGGAUCUGGCUGCAGAGGUAGCAAGAUUGAGGGAACAAUUGAGGCGGAGAGAUGAAAAGCAAGCCCCACCUACUUUUGAAGGGAAAGUUGAUCCCAUGGUGGCUGAGGAUUGGUUAAGAUCAAUUGAGGCCAUCUUCGAUCAUAUGGAGUUGAAUGAUCGCCAGAGAAUUUCAUGUACAGCCCAUUUACUCAAGUUUGAUGCACAAAUAUGGUGGGAUGUGGUUAAGCAAACUCGUGACCUAAAUACCAUGACUUGGGCAGACUUUAUUCAGGCAUUUAGCAAGAAGUAUCACAGUGCGGCCAUGUUAGCAACCAAAGUAAAUGAGUUCAUGACUUUGGUUCAGGGAAACGUAUCUAUCACUGACUAUGCGUAG
This is a messenger RNA of Humulus lupulus (European hop), 510 nucleotides long. RefSeq lists its product as uncharacterized. The transcript has 2 exons. NCBI's taxonomy places the organism in Eukaryota, Viridiplantae, Streptophyta, Magnoliopsida, Rosales, Cannabaceae. The record is from RefSeq and is a predicted model, not a curated record. The coding region runs from base 1 to 510 and encodes 169 amino acids.